CACGUACCUCAAAACGCGCUCUACGCUAAAACAUCAUCAUCAUCACUAUCAUUUAGGUGUGUCUUAACUUCCAAUAAUUCCAUUGUUGCCAUUUUCAUUUUGAAACAAAGAAAAAGAAAAGCCAUAGAUAGGCUACAAUGGCCGCAGAAACACCUCCUUCUUCGUCGUCAUCAUCUUCUUCUUCUGUAUGUAAACACAAUAACAAUAAUAACAAGGUUCAGCAUGGCUUGAUUAGUGAGUCGGAAAUGGAAGCGGCGAAGCAGCUAAUGCAACUGAGCGACGAAGAAAAGAGCAACAACAACAAUGCGAAUAAUAUAAGGAAGAGCGAGAUGAGGAAAAAGAAGAGAAGAAGGUUGUUGGUAGAAGAAGGAGAAGAAGAAGAAGAAGAAGAGGUUGAUCAAAGUCGAAAGAAUGAUAUUAUAAUGGCUAAGAUACAAGAGAUUUUCGGGAAGGAGAUUAUUGUUCCAGCUGCAGAAGCAAAGAAGCAGAGAAGAAGAUAUCGUUCUCUUGCGAAUAUAUAUAUGGCCACAGCCCCCCAUUGUAACUUUCAGCAAACCAUGAAUGUUAAGAAGAGCCCUAAUUAGGCCAUACAAUAUGUGUUUUUUUCUUAUUGCUAACACUUUUCUAUUCUAUCUUCUGUCUUCACCUA
Messenger RNA from Arachis duranensis, 649 nucleotides. RefSeq lists its product as uncharacterized. NCBI's taxonomy places the organism in Eukaryota, Viridiplantae, Streptophyta, Magnoliopsida, Fabales, Fabaceae. The transcript has a single exon. The coding region runs from base 138 to 584 and encodes 148 amino acids. The record is from RefSeq and is a predicted model, not a curated record.